Molecule: messenger RNA, 1527 nt
Organism: Paramecium tetraurelia
Lineage: Eukaryota; Ciliophora; Oligohymenophorea; Peniculida; Parameciidae
Exons: 4
Molecular function (GO): iron ion binding; heme binding; monooxygenase activity
Source: RefSeq, a predicted model, not a curated record
AUGAUUUUUUAUAUUAUAAUCAUAUUUGUUUUUUAUGUCCUUUAUAGAAUAGUUUUGAAACCAUUGAUACCAUUAUUGAUAUUGAAGCUUUAAUUUGGAAAGGAGGCUUAUUUGUGGUACGCACCAAUUUGGGGCUUGUUGAAAUACAAUUUUAGAUCAUUAAAAUAAAAUGGUGAUUUUUUUGAUGAUCUAAGAAAGAGGAUGAGGGAAAAUCCCCAAGUAAAGAUCUUGUUGACAAAUUUUUUGGAUACACCAUUCAUAAAUUUUGUGGAUAGCGAAUAUAUUAAGAAAAUGUAUUUGGAAUAUUAAAAUUUCCCAAAGUUUAAUCUUCUUAGAUAUGACAACUUGAUUGAUAAAGGAUUGUUAAUGACAGAAGGUGAAGAAUGGAGAUUUUAGAGAACUCUAUUAGGAUUAGCCUUUACUUUUGAGAAAUUGAAAUCAAGAAUUCCUAUGAUUAAUUAAACUGUAAAAGAAAGAUGUAUUUUGGAUCCAAAAACUAAUUCUUUUGAUUUCAUUUCAUGGAUAACAGGAGAAGUAGUCAUUCAUAGUUUUUUUGGUGAAAUUGCCAAAGGAUUAACUAUAAAUGGGAAACCUGGACAAGUAGAAAUAGUAAAGCUAGUUGCCGAUAUAAUGUUGUAACGAUUUAAAAAUGCUUACACUUAAAUUAAAUUAAUGAUACUAGGUAAUAAAGGAUGGAGAAUAUUGGCAACUAAAAAGGAAAAAGAUAUAAAUAAUAGGGUGGAUACGCUUAGAAACACUGUAAAGCAACUAAUUGAAACAAGGAUACAAUAGUUAAAAGGAGAAACUGAAGCAAGGAAAGAGAAAGAUAAAGAUUAAUGUUUUUUAGAUAUUUAUUUAUGUGAAUUAUUGAAAUAGUAAAAUGAAGGAAGUAAAAAGAACAUAGAUUUCGAACCAGUACUUUAAUAGUUUUUGACAUUGUUUUUUGCUGGAACUGAUACAACUGCAACUAUGACUGUAACUUGUCUGGUUUAUUUGGCAAAAUAUCCAGAUGUCCAAAAUGAAUUAUUGGAGGAGAUUAAAGAUUUAAUGUAAGAUUCAGAUGUUUAGGAUACUCAUCUUCCAAAGCUUGUGAAAAUGAACGCAUUUAUAAAUGAAGUCUUCAGAUUAAGGAAUCCAGCUUUUUCCCCUUUUGUAAGGUUGGUUUAAUAGGAUAUGCAAUUUCUUGAUAUCAAACUUAAAAAAGGAUGGAUGGUAGUCCAAAGACAUGAUAUUCCUGUUAUUAGAAAUGAGCAUUUUAGUAAUCCUGAAGUAUUCGAUUACAAGAGAUGGUUGACUGGUCAAGGAGCUAUUCAAUCAGAUAAUGGUUUUGUUCAUAUUCCAUUUGGAGCAGGAGGAAGAAAUUGCAUUGGUCAACAUAUGGCUUAAAUGGAAUUAAAAAUCAUUUUAUGUCAUAUCAUUAGAAAGUUCUAAGUUAGUCUUAACCCAGAUGUUUAACUUAAGUUUGGUAUCAGGUUUCUCUAUGGUGCAGAACCAGAUAAUUGUUUGAUCUAUAAAACAAGGAGAUGA